Molecule: messenger RNA, 3856 nt
Organism: Botrytis cinerea B05.10
Lineage: Eukaryota; Fungi; Ascomycota; Leotiomycetes; Helotiales; Sclerotiniaceae
Gene: Bcavl9
Product: Bcavl9
Exons: 5
Coding region: 903-3182 (759 amino acids)
Cellular component (GO): cytoplasm
Source: RefSeq, a predicted model, not a curated record
GACAGUUUUAUCUUGACUAACUUCCUGCCGGUGAUUUUCAACUGAAUUGUUGACGACAAGAAGAUAACACAAGUUUGACUUGAUGGGUGAGCAUAGCAUACUGAUAAAGUUUGCGAUAAACCUUUGCUCCAGCCUCAUUCGGAGGCUGAGAAAUUGAUUCUGGACAUCUUCAAAGCAUCCUCCGGACUUUUGGAAAUUGCAAACUAAGGUUGGAGGGACGUCUUGAUAGGGAUCGUCAAGGGUUAAUGAAUUUAACAGAGGGGUAAAAGUAAAAUUGCCUAACUGCUCGGCUGGUUUAUUACGCAUAACAGCUCACUAGGUUCGCAAUAUCAAAACCCUGGAGAGAGCAUUGGCCAGUUAAUUGUAAACGGGUAUCAAUUUACUACAAUUGGGAUUUUAGUUGGGGAAAGGAGAAGGAGAUUGAUAGGACUAGACGGAUCGAGAUUGUAACGAUCUAUCGAAGACUUACGAGACGGAUUGAUCUUGGAGAGAGGAAAGUUAACACAAGCGGAAACAUAGAGUUGAAAGCUUGAAGGGAGGAAUAUCAUGUUUUGAUUACGAGGACGAAUACUCUUCUUUGGUCUACUCGAAACAUUGAAGACGAGAAGGACAAGCAGAAGUAAUUGCCGUGGCAUAAGCAGAACUAAACAAUCCAGAGACGAAGAUAUAAUAUCGACAUACAUACACACCUACCGAUCGUUCGUCCACCGGCUGUUGAUAUUCAACAGUCCUCCAAGAGGGAUUUAGGGAGGCCAUUUGUUGCUUUCUAGCUUUUAGCCAUUAGGCCAGGAAGAUCUGUGAGAGGGACUCGAGACAAAGUGCGGCUCCGGAUUGGGACAACGUAUCGAAAGUCGGUUCUCUAUAGUUUGGGAGAGAAACUCGGAGAGGGACAAGCGCACUGGAUGGAGAAUAUUGAGAAGAAGGAGGGGAAUGAGGGGUUGUUGGCGGGGGAAAGAAAGGGGUUUGUGCCAUUGGUUACGGUGGUGGAUUUUCAUCAUGCAAGAGGACCGGAAGUCGAAUACUGGUUUGGGGCAGAGGAGGGGACUGAUCCUGCGGUGGAAAACGAAUGGCCUCUAUUGCCGUUCAUGGCUUUGAGUGAUGGUGCGCAUGCAUCAACAGAAGAUUUCUCCUAUUUUACACUCCUACGACCUGGGCGCGGAAAUCUACCUCCAACAUCCCUCUUCGGUAUCUCCUGCACACAACAAAUGGACGCCUCGAUAUUGCUUAACCGCCCCGCGGAAGUUACACGAUCGACGGUACAAAAGGCUGUGGUUGUGAUAGCGGAUUCUCCACAAUUCUUUGGAAUGUUGAGGGAAAGAUUGGGAGUUGUUACGAAAGCAUGGUUUGCACAACGAGAAUUCACAGACACGGAGAUAUUGAAGAGGUUUCAGGAAAGCCUGGCGGAGGAAAAGAGUCGAGGAGAAUUGGGGGACAGGGAAGAGUAUCUAGGAAUGAGUUUGAGGGAACUGGUUAAGGAAUUUAAAUGGCAGACUUUGGUACUUUUUAAGUGUUGUCUGUUGCAACCGAAGAUGCUAUUUUUUGGUUCGAGGUGCGAGAGAUUGUGCAUGAUGCAGUUUUCACUCAUAUCUCUCAUACCGGGUCUGAUACGGAAUUUACAAGAUUGUGCGGAUCCGGAAUUGGAUGAUUACAGGAAAAAUCUUGUGAAACCGACGAGUUUGAAAACUAGCGAUAGGAGUUCGUUGUUGAAUUACAUGGGAUUGCCUUUGCAAAUAUUUGGCAAGGGAAGUCUUUUUGGCCCUUAUACUCCUUUACAGCAACUUGAUAUAUUAGCGGACUACGGCACAAAAUCGUAUAUUGUUGGGUCAACAAAUUCGUUACUUUUACAACAGAGAGAUCGAUACAGCGACAUUCUUAUUAAUCUAGACGACCUUACCAUUAAUAUCACAUCUGCAUCACUGAGGUCUGCACUCACACUUUCUGCGGCCGAUCGACGAUGGAUCGAUUUCAUCACACAAACUGUCAACGACACUUGGGAUGAAUCUAAUCCAAGCCGACCUAAAACUAUGGGCUAUGUCGGUUCUGAAGAAUUCAUUCGAUUGCAGUUUGAGGAAUAUCUCCUCUCUUUAAUCUCCUCAGUCAAAUGCCACAACUACCUUGUAGUUAAUGCUCACAAUCCCAGAGCGCAACUUCCACAGGUUGAAGGCGAUCCCGCGCAUGAUUUUAGCAUGGAUUGGAUCGACGCAUGGACGAGGAGUGAAAACUACGAAAUUUGGAAUAAUCAUACAGAUUCGCAUCUUUUUGAUAUCGUAGAACCUAAACAUCCCUGUGCAGGUGGCCUUACAAUUGAUGAUGUUCAAAGACGCAUUGCUGAACAGGUUAAGGAAAUGCAUCUUGAUGAAAGAUUUGCGGUAGGCAAGGAAGUCCUGGGCAGAAACCUUGCAGCGGGAAAAGAAAGAGCUAGUACUGUUUUCAAUAAAUUAUAUGCAGAUAUGGAAGCCUAUCGGGAAAGUCAGAGAAAGAGAAAUGAGGAAGCUAGGAUUGCGGCUGAGAAGGCGGCAACUGCUAGUGGAGCCUCGAGUCCAGUAAGCGUAACGGGAUUUAAUGAACCCAAAACCCCUUCGGUACAGAGUAGGGCGGGUGCAUAUAUUGGGAGCUGGGGUACGUGGAUGGGAGAGAAAAGGAAAGCGGGAUGGGGAAGAAGUUCGGGGAGUCAGGAAAAGGUCCAGCAGGUUACGAAUAGUCCGAAGAGAAAUUCAAGAGGCUUCUUUGGAAAGGAAAAUAUUCACGUUGUGGACGCGAAAAAUGGGCUGGAGAGGAGCCCACUGAGUCCAAGAAGUUCUCAUGGGGGAUACUCGCCAGUGGGGGAAAGGCCGGGGACGGCGGAGAGUUUCAAAGAAAGUAUCUUUGAUGCGGAGGCGGAGGAGAAUGGAGUUGGGAAUGGAGACGGAAAGGCGGUGGUGGUAGAAAAGACUAGUGAUGCGCCUGUGAGAGUCGAUAGUUCGGGACAUUUGUCGGGGUUGCAUGAGGGGGUGAGAGAUCAUAAUGAUAGUGAUGGUAAUGGCGAAGAGGAGAAUAAGACGGCCAAACCACUGCCCGUGUCUGCUGAACCAAAUGUGUGGAACGACGAAGGAAAUCGAGAAUCAGAUGAGGAUAAACAUGAGAGGGCAGAGAGAGUAGCACAGGCCAUGCAGGAGGCGGUUGAUUCUUCUAUUCAUUCGUAGGAUCUUUAUGGGUAAUAGAGCGGGUGGUGAUUUACUUUGGAAUUUCAUUUUUCUUCUUGUUCCUCUGGAUUGGAUUGAUUGACGGCUUAGCGAAGUUUUCGCGCUGAGAUACAAGAUAUAAAGAGGGGAGAUCACGGGUGGAAUGAGUGUUUUGGGAUGGAGUGAGAUGGGUGAAAGGGAUUGGAAUUGGAAUUGGAUUGGGUAGGGAAAAUUCAGGGAUCGCAGGAUCAUACAUACCACUUACCGUAUUACCGCAUAUACAAUACACGUAUACAUACAUACAAUGGAAUAUAUUUAAUGUUAUUGGAUUGGAUCCAUUUUUAUUAGGGUGGGAAGCACAUUGUUAAACAGAAUCAAAAGGAUACGAUUAACCUAAAUCUCACCCAUCUCCCAAGCUCAACUCUCCUCUAAAAUAGAUCACUUAUCUACAUAUAAGGGAUCUCGAUCACACCACUCCAAAUCGGCAAUUGAUAUCGCAUGUUCUUUUCCCUUGGGCAUAAGAGCCGAGCGUCUAGAAAUUACCGGUAAGAUCUUUGUGGAGAUGGUGGGAUAUAUCGGCGGGAAUGGAUUAUUACGAUGUCGUUGGGGUUUAGUGUGGUUUGGGGUGCUGAGACCUGGGGGGAGGUAUGGGGGGUUAGUGGGUGGGGUUGAAAUGAGGAUAAAAAGGGGUUGCA